GCAUGUAGGUAAUUGCGCGCGCAUGUCCAUAUCUACCCUACCUUUAUUUGUUUGCCGUCGUCAGUGACUAAGGUUACUACGAAGUUGUUUUAAAAUUAAGUAUAUUUAAAUGCACAAAUGUUGUACGUCACACCAGACUCAGAGGGCCCAAAGACGAUUAAAUGGAUUGCAACUUCCUUUAAACUAUUUGCAAGUUAUCGGUUGGGUCGUGUUUUUUAUAACAGCGUUAUUUAACUUUGUUGUGUUGAUCCAGAUACAAUUUUAUGAGUUGAAACUGGUGUCAAUAAUCGUCUACGCCUUUUUGUACGUGUUCCAUAUAAUUUCACAUCUUGUUGCCUUACUACUGGACCCGGGAGAAGCGGAUCUACGAAAACAGAAACCAAGUACUCUGCCGGAGUUUGAUCGUGCGAUCCACGCCCACGUAAUCGAAAAUGGAAGGUGUCAUUUGUGUAAUAUAAACACCAGUUCUAGAAAGACCAAACACUGUGGCAUAUGCAACAAAUGUGUGGAUCGCUUCGAUCAUCACUGCAAGUGGUUAAACAAUUGUGUCGGUCAACGCAACUACGCAGCCUUCAUCUUAUGUGUCAUCUCAGCUCUAUUGAUAGCACUAUUUACGUCGGUUUUAUGUCUUACAGACAUUGCGUUAUUUUUUAAAAAUCCACAUCAGCUAAGUUCGAUGACACGUAACUUUGUAAAUUGCACACAAAUAGCAGAUGUGAGUUAUGACAGUAAAUAUUGUGCAAGUUCCAUAUCGUUUUUAACAUUUCUACUGGUAUUAUGUACGUCUGGUCUAGCUGUAGCAUGUGCUUUGUUACAUUUACUGUGUUUUCAUAUUUACAUAUCGAUCUUGGGUGUCUCUACCUACGAGUACAUAGUAAAAAAUCCGCAAACGACAUCUCUAAGUUAUGGGUUCUGUAGUACUAAAAUUAGAAAGCUUUAUUUAAUUAAUAAUCACAAAACAAACUCAGAUGAAAAGGCUAAUGAAAAAACGAUUUAUAGGCAAAGUACACCUGAGAUAGAACCUAACGUCAAAAGUUUUUUAAGUACUUUAAUUAACGACGAGAUUAGUAAGGCUAAAAAGAUGUUUUUAUACGACAAUAAUAAAAUUCAUCCAAGUACUGAAGAUGGAAUUAGUUAACAUCGCAUUUAAACACCUCUGCGCGGCGGAAUGAUUUUGAGGGUAGGUACAUAAAAAAGUGUUUCUCCCCAAAUGCUUAAAAAUCUAGCCGUAUAUAGAUUACUGCAUUACCUUCUGGCAGAGGAUUAAGAUGCAAGAUAGUAUGAUGUCUUGCUUAGAUAAAUAAAAUUAUCUGAAAUAGCUAACUAUGUACUUGUAUCGGAUUAUUAAUUUAUUAUUGUUAUUGUAUUAUUUACUACUACGAAUACACGCUACGAAUUGUACAAAUUUAUCUACCUACUUAGUUCUUACGAACUACUCAUUUAAGUAUACUUUGUAGACGUGCCUUAUUGUUAUUAAAAAUCAUGGUCGUACUAUCAGAUUUUCGUUAUGUUUAAAAGAAUUGUUUUUAAUUUUUUGCAAAAUAAAAAUUUUAAUGUUUUACAAAACUUUUCGAAGUAAACUAUUUUAGUACCAAAAAUGUAUUUUAUUUCUUGUCUUAACCCUUGAUUAAACCUCUAAUUCGUGUAAAUUAAAUAAAACUUUAGGCAGGUAGGUACUGACAAUGGCCUAGUUCAAGAAAUCGCAAAAUUCCGUUUUUAGGGAAUAAAUUAUUAUUUAUCUAAGCUGAAAAAUGUAACCUAUUAUAAUGCUGUGAUAAUAAUGGAAGUACCUACCUAAGUAAGAAGUGGCAGUUUCGAGAUUGGAAGUACCUACCUAAGUAAGAAAUGGCAGUUUCGAGAUGUUCUAAUAUUUUAUAUUUUUGAUAAAGCUAUUUAUAAUUUACUCGAUUUUAUGUUGAAUCAGUUUCGAGGCAAGAAAUUAGGGAAAUUGAUCGUUUGAUGGUCAUAUUUUUUUUAUCAGAAUGUGUAUGUGUGAAGUCUGACUCAGACUUCACACAUACACAUUCAUUGAAAACAUUAUAUAGAACUCUCAGUCGUGCAGGUUACCACAUGUUUUUCUUGUUGUCCAAUGCUUGCUUUAAACAAGCAAUGUAUUCAAUUCGUCAAACGAUCUUUAUUCCUAUCUGAGUUUCAUUUAUUUUCGGCUAAACUCAAAACAGGUCUAAACUCACAAUUCACAUUCGCUAUUUGUUGUUGUGUUUUAGAAUGUUAAUGGCACAAGGUUUCAAAAUGAUAAAACAAUUGCUGUAAUCAAAUUUAUUUAACAACAAUACCUAUGCACUUACAAAGUUGACUUGUAAUAAAAAUAAAUCAAUAGUACAGACAUUUUUAUUCAUUGCCUAUGGAUAAUCCCUUAGGAGUUGAAGGAGAUAAAAUAAUAAUUUAUUUCUCCAUAAAAUUAAAGAUAGAAAUGAUUAUAACCGUCACAUGCAGCGAGGAGUGAUGGGCGCGGAAACAGAUCAUGUGCAUUUUUCACACUUUCUAAAUACGUACCUAAUGACAUAAUUUUGAAUCUUUUUUUAUAAUAAAAUAUUUUAUACUGUAAUAAGUAAUUAAUUAAGACUAGGAUUUGAAAAUACAUAUUUUAAAUUAAAUAAACUGCAAUAGAAGGGAUUAUCCAUUGGACAAAGUAUUUUUUUACAUGACUAACGUUUAUUUAAAAAAAAAAACAUUAAUUUGGUAAAAACAUAAAUGUGCAUUAUAUUUAAAGACAUUUUUCAAGCUACAAUGAUGAUACAUCUUUAUAAAAGUAAUUUAAUAUUAACUCCCAUGCAUAAUGCAUAGAAGUGCAUAUUAGUAUUCUUACUUCUUACCAUUUGAAUUUUGCCUUCUAAGUAAAGUUCCUUUAGGUCGCCAAAUCGGAUUGCAAGAUUGCCUUCCCUAUUCAUUACUAUAAAUCUGCAUCCUUUAGGUCAAAGCACAACACAAAUACCAACUGCAAUUCGAAUAGGCGACCUAAUGGAAGUUACGCUUUAAAGUAUAAGUAAAUAAAUACAAUUUUAUUAGGUACAUUAGUUUGUUAUUAAGGCCAGUAUAUACGCUUGGCAGCGUAAAGGGCGAUUGUAUUUGACUACAAUAUACGGACACUGUAGUUUUGAAAUUUGUAUGUUGUUAUAUAAUAUAGUUAUAUUUAUUAUGUUUAUUUACCAUUAUCAACUAUGACAGAAAGUUGUAAAAAUCAAUUUUUUUAUUUUAUUAUGUGUACAGUAAAAUCAAAGAAAAUAAUAUGCUUGACUAAAAUUUUUACAAUAGGUACCAGGCAGGAAGUAUUGCACAU
Molecule: messenger RNA, 3298 nt
Organism: Maniola jurtina (meadow brown)
Lineage: Eukaryota; Metazoa; Arthropoda; Insecta; Lepidoptera; Nymphalidae
Product: palmitoyltransferase ZDHHC11
Exons: 1
Coding region: 110-1138 (342 amino acids)
Biological process (GO): protein targeting to membrane; peptidyl-L-cysteine S-palmitoylation
Cellular component (GO): endoplasmic reticulum; Golgi apparatus
Molecular function (GO): protein-cysteine S-palmitoyltransferase activity
Source: RefSeq, a predicted model, not a curated record